Messenger RNA from Wasmannia auropunctata (little fire ant), 619 nucleotides. Its product is annotated as inward rectifier potassium channel 2-like. Gene Ontology annotation, biological process: potassium ion import across plasma membrane; regulation of monoatomic ion transmembrane transport. Gene Ontology annotation, molecular function: inward rectifier potassium channel activity. The record is from RefSeq and is a predicted model, not a curated record. Gene Ontology annotation, cellular component: plasma membrane. NCBI's taxonomy places the organism in Eukaryota, Metazoa, Arthropoda, Insecta, Hymenoptera, Formicidae. Bases 1 to 582 code for a protein of 193 amino acids. The transcript has 3 exons.
AUGCCUUCUGGCUUUACAACUAGUGGUGCGGGCGGUUUGAUAGGAUAUGGGGCUAAGCAUACGACGGAUAAAUGCCCAGAAGCAAUUUUUACAUUAUGUAUUCAAUCGAUGACUGGAGUGAUUCUGCAAGCAUUCAUGGUUGGCAUCGUCUUCGCCAAGCUGUCACGUCCAAAAAAACGCACGCAAACUCUACUUUUUUCACGUAAUGCUGUCAUCUGUCAACGAGAUGGUCAAUCUUGUCUUAUGUUUCGCGUUGGUGAUAUGCGCAAGAGUCACAUCAUCGAGGCACAUGUUCGUGCUCAGAUGAUCAAGAAAAAGGUUACCAAAGAAGGUGAAUUGCUACCUUUUUUCCAGACGGAACUAAAAGUGGGUGGUGAUGGAGAGGAGGAUAUGAUUUUUUUUAUCUGGCCUACUACAAUUGUUCAUAAGAUUGACCGGUACUCACCAUUGUACAAGAUAUCAGCUAAUAACAUGUUGCGAGAGCAAUUCGAAAUUGUCGUGAUAUUGGAAGGUAAAAAUGUUAAUAUAUCAUGUUUACAGAUUGAAAUAGAAUUUGAAAUAUUUAGCUCUUUUAGUGCUUAAUCCUUUGUCAACAAUUGGGUUUUUUUUGACACAAGCA